Molecule: messenger RNA, 1023 nt
Organism: Arabidopsis thaliana (thale cress)
Lineage: Eukaryota; Viridiplantae; Streptophyta; Magnoliopsida; Brassicales; Brassicaceae
Product: Mitochondrial glycoprotein family protein
Exons: 3
Coding region: 116-820 (234 amino acids)
Cellular component (GO): mitochondrial matrix
Source: RefSeq, marked reviewed
GUAUUGGACUAUUGGACAUCCAAAAAGCCCACAAAGAGCUCUGCUAUUUCGAUUCAGUUCAAUUUCCAAUCAGAGAAAACCUCGGAAGAGCCCUAAACGUCGGCGACGAACAUCGAUGGCUCUUCUGCUCCGUACUCUUCAAAAAUCACGCAUUUCUCCUUCUCAUUCCUCAAGAACCCUAAUUUCUUGGGUUCGAUGCAAAUCUCUCUUGCCAAAUCACCAAUCACGAGACGUCACCACAUCGCCAGCUAAAUCACCCUUCCGGUCCAACAUUCUUCGAAUCAUAAGAAACGAGAUCGAGUAUCAAUCCGAUUAUGCUCCUCCGCAUCAGCCAGCGACUGAAUUCAAAUCGUUCUCUGUGGAGGAUUGUCCCGGUGAGCAAUGCAUUGUGAUGAAAGGGAAGUUUGGAGAAGAUGAGGAUAUCAAAAUGGAAGCAACUAUGUUUGAUGGGUUUAUGAAUGUUCCAAGAGCCGGUUUAGAUGCUUCAGGGCACGAUGUCCGUCUUCAUAUUAGCUUGCUUGUUGACAUUUCCAAGGUUGAUGGAAGUGAAGAGAUCGAGUUCCUUUGCUCCGUCUGGCCUAACCGUAUUGAAAUUCGAAAGCUUUACAAGCUUAGACGCAACAAAAUCACUGGUCAGCCUUACAUGGGACCUAAUUUUGGGAAUUUGAAGUAUGAUUUUCAGACAGCGAUUCGGGAGUUUUUACGAGUAAGAGGAAUCGACGCAGAGCUUUGUUUUUUCUUGCAUGAAUAUAUGAUGAAUAAGGAUAGGAUUGAGCUCAUUCAAUGGUUGAGAAAGCUAAAUUCAUUCAUCUCACAAUAAACACGAAAUAUUUCGAUGUUUACACAUCUUCUAAUUAAACUGUUUUAUCAGUUAAAAGUAGUAAUAUUGGCUUAUUGACAAAAAAAAAAAGUAGUAAUAUUGGCUUUAGUUACUUUUAUCUGAAACAAAAUGUACAAUUGGGCCUUAGAUGAGUAAUAAACAAUAGAACUUGGGCCCAACCCUCCACCGGGAUGUUUAAUAAC